Molecule: messenger RNA, 942 nt
Organism: Penicillium olsonii
Lineage: Eukaryota; Fungi; Ascomycota; Eurotiomycetes; Eurotiales; Aspergillaceae
Source: the annotation of a GenBank genome assembly
AUGACAGCUUCUCAAGUACCACCCAGCGGCGUCUGGGCUCCUACCAUCACAUUCUUCAACCCCGACGACACCCUUGACACGGAAUCCCAAGCAAAGUAUUACGCAUAUCUAUCCAAGACAGGCCUCGCCGGACUGGUAGUACUAGGCACAAAUGCCGAGACCUUCCUCUUGACGCGCGAAGAGCGCAAGACUCUCCUGGAGGUAGCGCGCAAUGCAGUUGGACCCUCAUACCCGAUCAUGGCAGGCGUCGGUGGCCAUUCGACGAAACAAGUGUUGGAAUUCAUUGCCGACGCAGCAGAUGCCGGCGCCAACUCGGUCCUCCUUCUUCCUCCGGCAUAUUUUGGGAAACAGACUACCCCAGCUGUCAUUGACAAUUUCUUCGACGAUGUCGCAACAGCCAGUCCCCUCCCUAUCGUCAUCUAUAACUUCCCCACCGUUUGUAACGGAAUCGACCUAGACUCCGCUACCAUUGCGCGUCUUGCGAAGAAGCAUAGCAAUAUUGUCGGUGUCAAGCUGACUUGCGGUGCUGUGGCAAAGAUUACACGACUUUCGGCGGAAUUCGAGCCUGAGAGGUUCGUGGUCUAUGGUGGACAGUCGGAUUUCUUGAUUGGCGGCUUGGCCGCUGGCUCUGGAGGAACAGUUGCUGGGUUUGCCAAUGUUUUCCCGAAGACCAUUGUGCAGAUCUACAACUUGUACAGAGAGGGCCGCUUCAAAGAGGCCAUGGAUCUGCAUAAGAAGGCUGCCCUUGCCGAACAACCUUGCAAGGCUGGGAUUGCUGCUGUGAAAUAUGCUGCUGCAUUGAACACGGCCAAGGCUGUUGGUAUUGAAGGAGCUUUGGAAAAGCUGAAGCCAAGGAGGCCAUACACUGAACCCUCAGAUUCGGAAAAGAAGGCAAUUGAGUCGCAGAUAGAAACCUUGGUGGCAAUCGAGGCGUCUUUGUGA